Rotaria sp. Silwood1 is the source of this 1773-nucleotide messenger RNA. Lineage: Eukaryota; Metazoa; Rotifera; Eurotatoria; Philodinida; Philodinidae. The record is from the annotation of a GenBank genome assembly.
AUGACCAUCGAAAAGAAUAAAUUACAACUUCCAACUAUAAAAGAUUUUCUUUUUCUUAAAACAAUAAGUCGAGGUGGUUAUGGACGAGUUUAUUUAGCUACAAAGAAAAAUGAUGAAAAUAAAACUAAAUAUGCUAUUAAAGUUAUUAAUAAACAUGAUAUACGAAAGAAAAAUUUAAUUGAUCAAAUUCUUAAUGAACGUGAUGCAUUAGCUACAAUGCAUAGUCAAUUUGUUGUUCGUCUUUAUUAUUCAUUACAAACAAAAGAUGAAAUAUAUUUAGUUAUGGAAUAUAUGAUUGGUGGUGAUUUAAUGUCAUUUUUAUGUAUUAAACAAGUACUUGAACGACAUGAAGCACAAUUUUAUGCUGCUGAAAUUGCACUUGCACUUGAUUAUUUACAUCGAAAAGGUGUUAUUCAUAGGGAUUUAAAACCAGAUAAUGUUUUAAUAUCAGCAACUGGACAUAUUAAAUUAACUGAUUUUGGACUAUCGGAAAUUCGAAAUAGACGAAAAGUUUCAGUUGCCGAUGUUAUUGGUACACCAUCUGUAUGUAAAGUACGUGUAUUUCGUACACCUGGUCAAAUUAUUUCAUUAACAUCAGACUUUAGUUUUUCAUCAAGUGAAUCAGAUUCAGAUCAUUUACAUAUUUCAACAUCAACACAUAGUAAUCCAGCUAGUGUUAUAUCAAAUGAAAAUAUUCCAAUAAAUAAUAGUUUUCAUCGUUCAUUUUCAUCAUCACGUCUUAUUGAUUGUAGUUUACGUGUUUAUCGACAACCAUUACCUUUAUCUAUACCUGAAAAUGAACCACUAUCAUUUGGACAUGAUGAUAUUGAUGAACAUGAUGAUGCAAGUACAAGUAAUAUAUCCGAUUUUUUAUUUUGUAGUCCUAAAGGACGAUCAUCAACAGCAUUACAAACUAUUAAACAACAACCACGUAUUUAUCCUAAAACAAUAUCAAGAUUACUUGCAUCAUCACCAGCUCAUCAAAAUCAAUUUCGUUUAUUUCGUGGAAUGGGUCAAAUAUUAAAUACAGCAACAACAAGUAAUCUUGCUGUUCCAACAUCAGCUUCACCAUGUUUAUCACCAAUUCGUUAUUCACUUGAUAUAUCAUCAAUUAAUCAAAUUCAAUCAACUCAUAUUGAUGAUGAACCAAUAGAACCAACACAACCAUCAAAUCAUCGUUCAUUACCAAUGGAUGAUUGUUCAAUAAAGUCGGUAUGUCUAGCUCAACAUGUCUCAAGUGGUCGAAUAUUAACUGAUGUAACUAAUAAUACGUCAGUUCGAAGUAGUUUUCUCAAAUCACCAAUACAUCCAACUGCUUCAGGACCUGUUUUGGGUACACCAGAUUAUCUUAGUCCAGAAAUAUUAAUGCAAGAUGAAAAUCAUACACCGGCUGUUGAUUUUUGGGCACUUGGAGUAUGUCUUUUUCAAUUUCUUGUUGGUGUAACACCAUUUUCUGAUGAUUGUCCACGUGCAAUUAUAUCGAAUAUUUUAAAUUAUCGAAUUUCAUGGCCAGAUGAUGAUGAAAAUCCAUUAGAUGAUGAUGCAAUUAAUGUUAUUAAAGGUUUACUUAAUUAUGAUCCUAGUUUACGACUUCAAUUAGAUGAUCUUAAAAAAGAACCUUUUUUUAAUCAAAUUGAUUGGGAAAAUCUAGCGAAUACAGCUGCACCAUUUAUUCCAGUACCUGAUAAUGAUUCAGAUACAUUCUAUUUUGAAGCUCGAAAUCGAGCAAUCGGUUUUGAUGAAGAAUCAGUUGAUUAUUUAUCAAUGUUGUAA